AUGCUAUUUCUACCAUGGAGUAAUGAAGAAGAAGAUCUUCUUUAUAUAAAUCAUGAAGAGACAUUUGAAUUACAUAAAGAUAUAAUUCAACAGAAAAGAUCUGAAUAUGUUCAUCGUGAAGCCAGUGAAUUUGAGAAAGCUUUUGAAGAGCAUAUGGAAAGAGAAAAUGAGAAUGAUAUUGAUGAUACAGAUAUUGAAUAUGAUCAAGAUAAGAAUGAAUUCCUCAUUUAUGAAAUAGGAAAUAAUGAAGGCGAUAUCUUUGUCGAAAUGGGACUAAAGACCCAAACUGAAAAAGUUGAACAUUUUAAUGUUCCCAAAGUAAUACCAGAUACUGAAUAUCAGCAAAUGAUGAGAAGUCUCAAUAACAAUCAAAGACGAUAUACUUUAAAUGUGAUGAAUUUGAUAAAAAAUGGAGAUAAACAAUUUUUUCAUUUUAUUAAUGGCGGUGCAGGUGUUGGUAAAAGUACUUUGAUCAAAGCAGUAUAUCAGUCGAUACUGAGAUUCUAUAAUUCUCUUCCUGGAUCUAAUCCAGAAACUAUUCGUACCCCAAUCUGUGCGCCAACUGGCAAAGCAGCAGCACUAAUUGAUGGAAUGACGUUGCAUUCAUUUUUAAGUUUACCAGUUAAUCAAUGCAAACAUAAGCUCGUUCAGUUAAAUAGCGAUAUUUCGAAUAGAAUAGGAGUGAAAUUGAAAGACUUGCAAUUAUUAAUAAUAGACGAAAUAUCAAUGGUUGGUUUUACGAUGUUUCAGCAGGUAGAUGCACGCUUGCAGCAAAUAAUGAGGACAAAAAAGCCAUUUGGUGGAAUAUCAGUCAUGGUUUUAGGCGAUUUCAAUCAAUUAAGACCAGUUGGGGAUAAAUACAUAUUCCAGUUUAAUAAUUCAUAUAAUGCUUUAGUAGAUAAUUCAUUAUGGUCACUAUUUGAAUUGUUUGAAUUGACAGAAAUAAUGAGACAAAAAGAUGAUAAGACUUUUGCCAUUGCAUUAAGUAAUAUAGCCAAAGGAACGAUGACAGCUGAAGAUAUUCAUCUGUUAAAGUCACGAAUUGUUUCAACUGAAAAUUUGGAAAUGGUUGAGGAUGCAAUAAGAAUAUUUAGAAGUAAUGCUGAAGUUGAUUCAUAUAAUAGAAUAGUAUUGGCUAGUCUUAAUACCGAAGGUGCAAUCUCUAAUGCAUAUGAUUUUUGUGUUGGUGAUGGACUUGCAUCAAUAAGAGAAAAAGUUUUAGACAACGUAAAGAAUUUGAAAACAACUGAAACUUACGGUUUACCACUUAAAAUUGAUUUGAAAGUGGGCCCUAAGUAUAUGAUGACAGUGAAUAUUGACACUGAAGAUGGAUUAGUAAAUGGCGCCUGUGGAAAAUUGAUAAUGAUUGAUUAUGGAAAACUUCAAAAGACAAAUGAGACAGUACCAUGUCGAUUAUGGAUUCAAUUUAGUGAAGAGAAGACUGGAAGAAAGGCUAGAGCUAACUUUCAUAAUGUAAUGCGAAAUAGAAAUAUCGAUCUCAGUCUCACACCAAUUGAACCAGUAACACGGCAAAUAAAUACCAGAUCAACUAAUUUCAAAGUAGAACGGAAACAGUUUCCUGUAGUACCCUGUGAAGCCAUGACUACAUAUAAAAGUCAAGGUGGUACUUAUGAAAAAGUCGUUGUCAAUCUAAAGAAAGGGAUGACACGAUCUGAAUUAUACGUCUCUUGUAGUCGUGCAAUAAAAGCAAUUGGUUUAUAUUUAAUUGGCGAUUUCGUUCCACCAAAACCACCUGAACCUAAUGAUGCAGUAGCGAUGAUGUUUAAAAAUAUGAGAUAUGAACGAAUGCUAAAAUUUUCACUUGAAUUUUCUGAAGAAUCUCAAGAAGAACGAUUUUUCGUGAUGUUUCAUAAUGUACAAUCGUUGAAUAAACAUAUUUUCGAUGUCAGAUCUGACAAAACAUUUUUGUCUUCUUCCAUGAUAAGUCUUGUUGAAACAUGGACAAAACCUAGUGACUCUUUAGAAAUUGAAGGUUUCAAAAUAGUUCAAAGACGUGAUUGUAAUGAUAUUCGAAAACCAUUUGGUCAAAUUACUUAUCUAAAAAAUGAUUUGAAGUAUGAAAAUAUCACCGAAAGAUUUGAAUAUUCAGGCAAAAACCAUAUUGAAUAUUCCUCAAUAAAAAUUGAUGAUAUUUGUAUUAUUUCCGUUUACAAUUCACCAAAUUCAUCAUUUGAUGUCUUAAAGCGACAUAUGAAUGAAGUUAUAACUAUUUCAAAAGGAUUUUGUGAAAAUAUAAUUGUCGUUGGUGAUUUUAAUAUAAAUUUGAAAGUCAAAACCAACAACAAAUUUAUUGAAUAUAUGAAAUCAUUUGGACUUAGAUUGAAUAAUACACUAAAUAGAGAUUCAACUAAUGCAAAAACACAGAUUGAUUAUUGCUUCACUAAUGUAAAAGGCUUAAAGUCUGAUUAUUUUGAAAGUCUUACAAAUUUUCAUAAACCAAUAUGGAUAAGAAAACAUGAAGUUUUGACUAAGUUUCAUUUUGAUGAAACCGAAGACAUUUAUACAAAUAUACUUUUCAAUAUCAAUGAUGCUAUAAUUGAUGAUCAAUCUGACGCGAUGGAAGUCGAUGAGAAAUUUGCUUUUGAACAUCAUGAAACAGUCGAUAAAAAUGAACAAAUUGAUUUAGAUAUGUCUUUUCAAUUGGAAGAUCUCAAAGUUAAUGAGCCAUCUGAUAUGAUGGAAAUUGAAGAAAAAUCUUUUUCCGAAAACUACGAAAUCAUUGAUUCAAAGUCAAGAAAGAUUCUAAAUCACUUUCUUCUUGCACUUGAGUUUGAUAAUACUACAGAUACUAAUCAAAUUACAAGUCAAGCUCAAAUAAUCAAUGACUUGAUUAAAAAAUCACCAUUUAUAACUACGAAUAAUAAAGACAAAUCCGUCCGGUUAAAAUCGGAAACAGAAUAUUCUGUUCAAGCGUUCGAUUCAGUUUAUGCUAGAACUCGCACGACUGCAGAUGGCAAUUGUUUAUAUAGUUCUCUUUCGAUAUUAAAUGUUGGAUCUGAAAAACUAACAUAUUCGAUGAGAUUGUUGGCAGUUAAUGUAAUGAUGAAUAAUAGAGAUUAUUUCCAAGCACUUUGUAAAGUAUUGCACUAUCCAUUUGAGGAGCAGUUGAAAAGAACUGCUAUGGAUACAAUAUGGGGUGGAGAAGUUCAAAUUCAGGCGCUUUCUAUGGCUCUAUCUCAUCCUAUCUAUUCAUAUAUUCAGUUUAACAGUGAUCCAACAAAUAGACAUUAUAUUUCAUCGAACAUUAGUUUUCAGGAACUAGUCGAUCGAUUUAAUAAAGGGACAGCAGGUGGUCAUUUAAAAUAUAUAGGAUACAAAUCCGAUAUGAAUAAAUUAGGAUUUUGUGUUUAUUACAACGGUACUCAUUAUGAUGCUCUCUUGCCUUUUCGAGAUAACCCUCAACCAUUUGUACCACACUUUGACUUGAUUAAUAUGAGUUUAUAA
Molecule: messenger RNA, 3465 nt
Organism: Rotaria sordida
Lineage: Eukaryota; Metazoa; Rotifera; Eurotatoria; Philodinida; Philodinidae
Source: the annotation of a GenBank genome assembly